UACUUGGAUAAACUGAAAACCAUCUCCAGCACCUGGAUGGACGCCACCCCGGUGGCCAACAGUGAUAACGUCACACUGACGUGGGGAGACAAAAUAGCUGGAAAGUGCACGUAUGAAAUCAAUACUUCAACUUAUUCAACUAACUCAUCGGCAGCAGUGGAAUUUCACUACAGCUCUUGGAAUGAAACCCAUCACGAGCGGUACAUGAAGACGUGUCCCGACUGCCUCCUCUUGUUUGAAAACGUGACAACGAAGGGCCCCGAUUCGAAACCCAUCCAAGGCAGAUUCUUCAUCAUCUUAACAAAGUCCGGAAGACUAGAUGAUGCCCAUCUGGAGGUUUUCAAGAAACAGGCCGCUUGCCUGGACUUUAAAGAAGAAUUGCACUUCGGAGAGCGCACGGGUAAGAUGCUUCCGUUUCGCUCUCGCUUGGAGCCGAUCACCUUUGACCUCUCCGGGCUUCCUCUCUCUUCCAGAUCUGUGCCCGGAAGUCCCUCACGAGAGCCGACAAUAAAGCCUCGUUUUCAGGCCGAUGGCACUGAGGCGAUCGGUUUUGUACUUUCUGUCAAUGUUGACGUACAUCAAAUAAACGAAAGAAAAACGGACUUUGCUUUUGUCGCGGUCGCGCGGCGGUUUGGGUGGUGUAAUCAUUUCGAGCAAUUCGUCACAUUAUUGGAUCUCCAUCUUUCGACCAUCAUAACCACCACGUUCUGUACAAGGUUUCAAGUGAGCGGACCCUGGACUGGGGCAAGUCAGGGCAAAUACUUUUGGAUGACUCCAAUACUCCGAGGAUCCGAUCCCAAAGGUCAUAAACUUUGGUCACCGCACUCCACCCUGGGCUGCCGUGUCCACGUCUUUGUAUUCAUUCAUCCGUUUUCUUUGGCGCUUAUCCUCACAAGGGUCGCGGGGAGUGCUUGCCGGCCAAUCGCAGGGCGCAUGGAGACAAACAGCCGCACUCACAAUCACACCUAG
Messenger RNA from Syngnathoides biaculeatus (alligator pipefish), 969 nucleotides. RefSeq lists its product as uncharacterized. The record is from RefSeq and is a predicted model, not a curated record. NCBI's taxonomy places the organism in Eukaryota, Metazoa, Chordata, Actinopteri, Syngnathiformes, Syngnathidae. The transcript is spliced from 4 exons. Bases 37 to 969 code for a protein of 310 amino acids.